GGUACUGUAAUUGUGAAUGAGAGAGGGGGAGAGGCAGAUGUGUUAGACCCAAGUCCAUCCAUCUGACCUGCCAGAGACGUCAAAUCCAAAUGAAGAGUUUCCGGAGGAGAACUCCUGCUUAGUGUUAGAGAAACCCAUCGUGAAUGCUGCCUGCCUCUGUAAUGCCAUCAGCUGAGGAUGAGACAGACAGGAAUCCGGCUGGUGCUUCCGACCGCUGACACUUUUCGCCACUUUGUUGCCGUCUUCUCGCUCAGCCAUAAAAUCAAAACAUGCCAGGGAGAUAUCCCCAUUUCUAUGACAACCUCGACGCAAUCCUGCGUUCCGCGAAAGCCGACUGCUUUCUCCUCUCCAAGCUGAUCGGGCUGCUGUUUCUGGUCAACGUGUCGGGUCCCUGCCCUUUAAACUGCUACUGCGUUCCAGAGACUGGUCUUAUGCAAUGUCAUUACCUAGCGCUGCAGGACAUCCCAAGGGGGAUCCCUCACUGGGUUCACAACCUGUCCGUCAUCGGCAAUAACAUCACCAUGCUCCAAACGGCUGCCUUCAGGAGUAACGGAACCCAACCGAGCAACUUGACCGCUCUGACCUUAACGUACAACAGGAUCCAGACCAUAGAACCUUCGGCUUUCGAAGAUCUGCCCAACCUCAUCACCUUGGACCUCAGUUACAACGUCCUGAGCACCAUAGCUAACGACGCCUUCGCAGGACAGACCCAACUACAAGUUUUAAAACUAAACCAGGCUCUGCUGGGAACAGCUCAAAAACAAUUCGUUAACUCUCAAUGGAUAAAACACUUGAAGGGUCUAAGAACGUUGGAGGUAGCUGGCAAUGGGCUACAGUCAUUCCCCAGAUCGGUUCAGAACCUUGAGAACUUGCGUGUUCUGAACAUCGGGAAUAAUUCCAUCCAAAGGAUAGACGAAGAGACUGUUUUAUUCUUAAAACGCUUGCACAUUUUGGUUUAUUUAAGCCCCAACCCGUUAAUUUGUGAUUGUAAAUUAAGUGAAAUGAUUUCAUGGCUCUGGAAUACAUCGCAAGUUUUUGAUGCCCCAAAUCUCCAAUGUUUUGCCCCGGCGAAUUUGAACGGGACACGUCUCAUGAGCCUCGACCCUGACAACUUCAAGUGUGUCAACGAGAACCUAGAGACGGCUUCCUACGUCUUUUUUGGAAUAGUGCUGGCUCUCAUAGGGGUCAUCUUUCUCAUGGUCCUUUAUCUGAACAGACGGGGCAUCAAACGAUGGCUGAACAACUUCAGGGAGGCCUGCAGGGAUCAGAUGGAAGGUUAUCAUUACCGGUACGAACAGGACACUGACCCCAGGAGGUCGAAUGCUUCGGGCAUCUAGGAGAAAGUAGACCCGAGCCCCCCCCCAAAAAAAAAUUGGACUAAGACAUUGUAAGAAAUCCACACGUUUAUUGGACUGAUUUCUAAUGUUCAUGUAGAUGGAAUAUUAAAGGGGUGUUUUGGACAAAUGUAUGUUUGUAUAGGGACUGAUUUAACCUCUUCACACCCACAGUGGUUUCUGGUGAGUAUAGAACACAUUAGUAUAAGCCAAGCUUCAUUAGCUAUUAGGACAGACUCCAAAAUAUUGCAUGGCUGAUUCAAUAACAACAUCAGUUAUAUCUUAGGGAAUGUACUUCAGAAUGUUGCGGGGUAUAUAUGAUUUAACCUUGUCAGUGCCAGAACUCAAUGGCACAGCUAAGGCUUACAUAGGUUUUAAUGCUUUACAUAGAAAGGUAACUCGGUGACAAACUAUGCUUUCUGCAUAAGACUUUUAAAGGGUUAAUAAAGUGAAUCGCCGGUACUUUUUUAUGCAUUCCAUUCAUUGGAUACUUUAAAUCCAAUACCUAAAGACUUAUCCAGCAGAUCCCUUGCGUGCAGAUUUUAGAACGGCAUGUUCCCACUUCGGAUCAGUACGUGAUGUAUGUUUUAACCCUUUGAAUUAAUGUUUCAAGAGGAGAUGCAAGUUACUGCCUGGCACACGCAGGGUUAAUAACCCAAGCCACUUAGACAU
This is a messenger RNA of Spea bombifrons (plains spadefoot toad), 2006 nucleotides long. Its product is annotated as trophoblast glycoprotein-like. Gene Ontology annotation, cellular component: plasma membrane. NCBI's taxonomy places the organism in Eukaryota, Metazoa, Chordata, Amphibia, Anura, Pelobatidae. Gene Ontology annotation, biological process: negative regulation of canonical Wnt signaling pathway. The transcript has a single exon. The record is from RefSeq and is a predicted model, not a curated record. Gene Ontology annotation, molecular function: protein binding. Bases 270 to 1337 code for a protein of 355 amino acids.